AUUAUUAAGUAAAACACUUUUUAUAUACAAUAAUAAACCUAUUUGUGUUUAAAAAAACCCUUACCUACUACUACUACUACUACUACUACUACUGUUCAAAAAAAACAUGUUGUUCCUCAUGGCUUAUAAUUUUGCACUUCAUAUAUCGAUAGCCUCGAUAGCCAUCGACUUUGUGUUGGCUGUCGGCGCCCUAUUAACCGGCACUUCAUCGUCCAACUGUGCCUUUGCCGUCGACUGUCUAUUAGACGUAUUUUCCAAUGCCAUACUGGUCUGGCGUUUCUAUGGCGAUUCAAACGGUCGACCGACACCACCACCGCCGGUSCCGGAAAAGUCAUCACUGUUGGCCAGUUUUGACCGACAYCCACAGUUUCAGUUGUCCGGUAACCAAUCGCCGGCCAUACARCGYAAAGAGUUGUUGGCCUGUCUCGGUUUGGGCAUAAUGUUUAUACUAUCCGGUGUCAUAGUGAUAGGCAAGUCGGCCUGGGAUCUGGUCUCAGCCGAUGAGGUCAUCGAUCUCGAGCCCGAUAUGAAUGGUUUGCCGGGUAUACUACACGUAACAUCGGUAGCAUUUGUGAUAUGCGGUCUGUUAGCUUUGGGAAAAUACAUGCUAUACAAACAUAUGAACUCCCAGUCCAUGUAUUUAGAAUCUAUAAAUUCAUGGAUCUCAUCGAUACUAGCGCUGGUAAUAGUGAUCAGUACAAUGAUUAUCCAAUACGACAACAAUCUAUGGAUAUUGGAUCCGAUUGUGUCGAUAGUAUUCUCAGUUUUUAUGAUCGUCUACGGCGUCUAUAAUAUACGUAAAUCGGAUACAGCUUUAAGGGUUAACCGGGAAAGUUAUGGCUGCUAUAAGAAACCAAUACAAUUGAAUCGCAAACGAGUCGAGUAUAUAAUGAUUCCGUAGGCCUGUGCUGAGCUGCUGAUGAUGAUAACCGCACCCAAUCAUACCAUCAUAUAUAUAGGCUUUUAUAUCUAUAUAUUUAGUCAACAUUUUUUAAAUAAUAUUUUUUAGUGACAAACAAAUAAUUCA
This is a messenger RNA of Oppia nitens, 1027 nucleotides long. RefSeq names its product transmembrane protein 163-like. Bases 107 to 901 code for a protein of 264 amino acids. Gene Ontology annotation, cellular component: membrane. Lineage: Eukaryota; Metazoa; Arthropoda; Arachnida; Sarcoptiformes; Oppiidae. The transcript has 3 exons. The record is from RefSeq and is a predicted model, not a curated record.